GAUAAUGUGCUUUAGGCUGUGCGGCCUAAAUAAAUAUUGCCUUGCUUUUCUAAAUACCUAAAUGUAGUUAAGGCAUAGCUGUAGGCAAUUCUUUUGUUAAUAUGCUUUGAUUUACUGGAGCUAAUCAUAUAACUGAUUACUGACAACUCGUCUAGCGUAAAGUUAACUUGUAGCAUAACCGAAACGGAUUCCAGAGCGCUGUUGUAACUUAAUAAAAUUACUUGUCAACAUUACCAUUUAAGUAGUUUGUCCAGAAAUGCAUCUUCAGUACAAUGCAGUGCAUAAUCGCAUGUGGAGAAGUAAAGCGGCUGUAGGAAGGACGUUCUGUCCUGCAUGUUGGAGCCCACUCUGAUUGGCCUCUCGCGCCGUGUGAUCCGUGACCCUGGCCCACGUCUCGCUAUAGCACGAGCGCUCGGGGACCGCUGAAUCCCAAGCGCUGGUACACCCGGUGAAAGUGAGUCGGCUAGAAGGGUAGCUAACCUAACCUACCUGGCGGUGUACUAACGGUUCACAGGCUGACGGCUUUGCCAUGGCGUUGCGGACUGGCCGAGCCUUACCCUCGUUUUUCCUUUUAGCUGGACUCAUUGUGCUCGCCAGUGGUCCGUUUAUCGUCUUUGCAUGUCCAAGCCGCUGUUUAUGUUUCCGGACCACUGUAAGAUGUAUGCAUCUGAAUUUGGAAACUGUGCCAGCUGUCUCGCCUCAGACGACAAUCUUAGACCUAAGGUUUAACAAAGUUAGGGACUUGCAGCCCGGCUCUUUCAAACGACUGAAGAACCUUAACACACUCCUUUUAAACAAUAACCACAUCAGAAGAAUACCAAGAGGAACCUUUGAAGACCUGGUAAACCUGAAAUAUCUAUAUCUCUACAAGAAUGAAAUUCAGGCGAUAGACCGACAGGCGUUUAAGGGGCUGGUCUCCCUGGAACAGCUAUAUCUCCAUUUCAACAACAUUGAAGUAUUGGAGGCUGAGUCCUUCUCUCAUUUGCCUAAGCUUGAGCGACUGUUUUUGCACAACAAUAGAAUAACACACCUGGUGCUGGGGACCUUCUUGCAUCUGCAGUCCAUGAAGAGACUACGUCUAGACUCCAACCCACUGAACUGUGACUGCGAGUUGCUGUGGCUGGCAGACCUACUGAAGCAGUAUGCUGAGUCAGGCAAUGCCCAGGCCGCUGCCACCUGUGAACACCCUCAGCGCCUGCAGGGCCGCUCAGUCGCCACGCUCACCGCCCAGGAGCUCAACUGUGAGAUGCCCCGGAUUACGUCCGAGCCGCAGGAUGUGGACGUGACCUCUGGGAACACGGUUUACUUCACAUGCAGGGCGGAGGGCAACCCCAAGCCCCAGAUCAUUUGGCUGAGGAACAACAAUGCACUGAACAUGCACGACGAUGCGCGCCUGAAUCUGCUGGAGGACGGCACCCUGAUGAUUCAGGACACAAGGGAGACUGACCAGGGCGUGUACCAGUGCAUGGCCAAAAAUGUCGCCGGCGAGGUGAAGACCGGACAGGUUACCUUGCGCUACUUCGGCACCCCAUCUCGUCCCAGCUUCAUCAUCCAGCCUCAGAACACGGAGGUGCUGGUGGGCGAGAGCGUGACCCUGGAGUGCAGUGCGGUAGGCCAGCCUCAGCCCCGCAUCACCUGGACCAGGGGUGAGCGAGGGGCCCUGCCCACCGACGCCCGCAUCACAAUCACACCCUUAGGCGGUCUCUACAUCCAGCACGUCCAACAGGGUGACGCCGGCCAGUACACCUGCUUUGCCAGCAACAACGUGGACACUAUUCACGCAACCGCCUACAUCAUAGUGCAGGCUGUUCCUCAGUUCACAGUGACCCCUCAGGACCAGGAUGUUCUGGAUGGCCAUACCGUGGAUUUCCCGUGUGAGGCCACAGGCUACCCCCAGCCUGUCAUAGCCUGGACGCGCGGAGGCAGCCCUCUGCCAGCCGACAGACGCCACACUGUCCUGUCCUCUGGCACCCUGCGCAUUUCCCACGUGGCCCCUCACGACCAGGGCCAGUACGAGUGCCAGGCUGUCAGUCCUGUGGGCUCAGUGAGAGCUGCCGUGCAGCUCAACAUCCAGCAGAGAGUAACGCCUGUUUUCACAAAUGCUCCAAGGGACAUGACGGUGGAGUCUGGCACUGAUGUCCAGAUUCCCUGCAGUGCUCAGGGAGAGCCCACACCUGUACUCACCUGGAACAAGGAUGGUGUUCAGGUCACUGAGAGUGGCAAGUUCCACAUCAGUCCUGAUGGCUAUCUGGAGGUGCAUGAUGUGGGCCUUGCCGAUCGGGGGCGUUAUGAGUGUGUCGCUCGGAACUCCAUUGGCUACUCCUCGGUUAGCAUGGUGCUAACAGUGCAAGUCCCACCAGUGAGCAGGGAGGGUGAUCCGUUUGUCUCCACAUCUCUCCAAGAGGCCAUCCACAGUGUGGACAGCGCGAUAGACUCCACCAGGAGACGCCUCUUCAGUGGCUCGCCCCGCACGCCCGCUGAGCUGCUGGCGCUGUUCCGCUACCCGCGAGACCCCUACACCGUGGAGCAGGCCCGGGCAGGGGAGAUCUUCGAGCAAACCCUCCUCCUCAUUCAGGGCCAUGUCAACCAAGGACUGAUGGUGGACACCAAUGGAACAGCUUUCCGCUACAAUGACCUGGUGUCACCACGCUUCUUGGAGAUGAUUGCUAACCUGUCGGGCUGCAAGACCCACCGCCGCAUCAACAACUGCUCGGACAUCUGCUUCCACCAGAAGUACCGCAGCCACGACGGCACCUGCAACAACCUGCAGCACCCAAUGUGGGGUGCCUCGCUCACUGCCUUUGAGCGCCUGUUGAAGUCUGUUUACGACAACGGUUUCAACCUGCCACGUGGCACCACCAAUAGGCGGCACAACGGCUACGCCCUGCCCCUGCCACGCUUGGUCUCCACCACCAUGGUGGGCACGGACACCAUUACGCCCGAUGAGCGGUACACCCACAUGCUGAUGCAGUGGGGCCAGUUCCUGGACCAUGACCUGGACUCAACGGUGGUGGCACUCAGCCAGUCGCGCUUCUCCGAUGGGCAGCUGUGCACGGCAGUGUGCACCAAUGACCCGCCCUGCUUCCCCGUAAUGUUCCCGCCAGAUGACCCGCGUGGGCGACGCAGUGGCAGCGCACGCUGCAUGUUCUUCGUGCGCUCCAGCCCGGUGUGCGGGAGCGGGAUGACCUCACUGCUCAUGAACUCUGUGUACCCACGCGAGCAGAUCAACCAGCUCACAUCCUACAUCGACGCCUCCAACGUGUACGGUAGCUCACAGCACGAGGCAGAAGAGGUCCGCGACCUGGCCGGCCACCGCGGCCUUUUGCGGCAGGGCAUUGUCCAGCGCACGGGCAAGCCCUUGUUGCCCUUCGCCACGGGCCCACCCACUGAGUGCAUGCGUGACGAAAACGAGAGCCCCAUCCCGUGCUUCCUGGCCGGUGACCAUCGCGCCAACGAGCAGCUGGCCCUCACUGCCAUGCACACUGCGUGGAUGCGUGAGCACAACCGCAUCGCCGGCGAGCUCCUGCGCCUCAACCCGCACUGGGAUGGCGACACCAUCUAUCACGAGGCGCGAAAGAUCGUGGGCGCCCAGAUGCAGCACAUCACCUACAGCCACUGGCUGCCAAAGAUCCUGGGCCAAGCAGGCAUGAAGCUGCUGGGCGAAUACCACGGCUACGACCCCAACGUCAACCCUGGCAUCUUUAACGCCUUCGCCACCGCCGCAUUCCGCUUCGGACACACCCUUAUCAACCCCAUCCUGUACCGGCUAGAUGAGAACUUCCAACCCAUUCAGCAGGGCCACAUCCCGCUGCAUAAGGCCUUCUUCUCACCCUUCCGCGUGGUGAACGAGGGUGGCAUCGACCCACUCCUGCGUGGCCUGUUUGGCGUGGCGGGCAAGAUGCGCGUGCCCACGCAGCUGCUGAACAAGGAGCUGACCGAGCGCCUGUUCUCCAUGGCACACACGGUGGCCCUCGACCUCGCCGCUAUGAACAUCCAGAGGGGGCGUGACCAUGGCAUCCCUCCCUACAACGACUACAGGGUCUUCUGCAACCUCAGCUCUGCCCAGACAUUCGAUGACUUGAGGAACGAGAUUCGCAGUCCCACCGUUCGGGAGAAGCUGCAGAGGCUCUAUGGAACACCCCUGAACAUUGAUCUGUUCCCCGCUCUAAUGGCCGAGGACCUUGUCCCUGGUAGCAGACUGGGACCCACCCUCAUGUGUCUGCUGACCACCCAGUUUAAACGAGUUAGAGAUGGCGACAGGUUCUGGUAUGAGAACCCUGGCGUCUUUACCCCGGCUCAGUUGACACAGCUGAAGCAAGCGUCUCUCACUCGGGUGCUGUGUGACAAUGGGGACAACAUCACACGCACCCAGUCAGACGUCUUCAGUGUGGCAGAAUUCCCCCAUGGCUAUGGAAGCUGUGAUGAUGUCCCCAAGAUUGACCUGCGACUGUGGCAGGAUUGCUGUGAAGACUGCCGCACCAAAGGUCAGUUCAAUGCCCUGUCCUACCACUUUAGAGGUCGCAGGUCAGUGGAUCAUAGCUACACAGGAGAGCAACCUUCUAAAAAGCUCAAGGAUGAUUACAGCUUUGUUAGUGACGACAGCACAUUUGUGAAUGUAACUCUCUCAUCGAAGUCGAGCACUGAAUCCUCCCUAAAUGAGUUCCAGGACUUUGUUGUGGACAUGCAGAAGACCAUCUCUAGUUUACGAAAGCAGAUCCAGAGACUUGAAAGCCGUCUGAGUGAGGCAGGCUGCACUGACGAUGAGGGUCGGCAGCGGGCAGACGGCGCCAACUGGAGGAAGGACCCCUGUACCACCUGCAAGUGCAGAGAGGCCCAAGUGACAUGCUUCGUGGAGAAGUGUCCCCUGGCUGCAUGUCCCACCCCUGAGACACUGAAAGGUGCUUGCUGUCCUGUGUGCCUUGACCAGCCAUCGAAACAGCAGGCCACAACACACAAUGUAUAACCUCAGGACCCCCACAAAAGCAUCCUAGAGAGACCCAACUGACACCGGCCAUCCCUUGCGGCCCACCAUAUGCAAACACCGCCUUUUCUUUUUUGUUGUUGUUGUUGGGUUUUUUGUUUGUUUGUUUGUUUGUUUGUUUGUUUUCUUUUGUUUUUCCUCCUAGUUCACCAGACAUGGCUUCAGCUCUGAUAAAUGCAGAGAAGUUGCCAUAUUAUCAGCCUUUAAUAUAACGGAUGGAUGAAUGGAUGAAGAGGGACUGCAUUGAGGAUGCUUUAUUCCUCCAUCAGGCCUGAACGAAGGGACCAGAGACCUGUAGCAGCCAGCAGAAGUGUUGGCCUGACAGAUGCUACCCUAAUGCAUGCACUGAAGAGGAGAGGAUUACAUUGCAAAACAAGAUUGAAAUGGAUCCUACAGAUAAACCAUUAUCAGCCAUGUAGUCUCUAAAAAGCAUUCUCAGGUUAGUGAUGCCAGAUAAAUGGUGCUACUUCCCUUACGUUAAUGACACAUAUUUAGUUUAAUCAUCCUUAAAAGUAUUGUUUUGUACCUUUUCAAUGUUUUUUACACAUAAAGUAAAAUGUUAUUUACACUCAUUAUGUGCCAUUAUGUGCCUCAGUGUGUUCCUAGUUUUAUAUUUACUCAGAAGACAUUGUAUAUUAAAAAAAGAUUGAAAUGUGUUACUCCAGCUUUUAUUAAAUGAUUAUGGUGCUUUAUAUCAUUUAUUGAAUAUAUACGUAUUACACAUACCACCCACUUUGUAUCAGCCUCUUGUAUGUGAAGAUAAUGUGAAAAUCUUAUGGGGGAAAAAAUGUAAUUGAAGAAAGUCUACUGAUCACCAAAUGUUCAUUUUCAGAUAUCAUCUGGCAUGUGCUGGUUGACAUCAGGCAUUUUUUCCUGACAAUAAAAGAGGGCUUACAAGGGCUUAAGGUGUGGCAGUUGAAAUAAAGAUCUAUUUGUAGCCCUUUGUUGUCUAAUUGAACUUACAUCAUGUUCUUACAUUGGUAGUUAAAAAAUGCUCUCUGACAUCUUGCUGUGCUAUCCAGCAUAGUCUUUCUGGUCUAUUCCAGAAAGAUAUGAUUUCCUGUUUGAAUAGGCUCUCUCAGCACUGUUGAAGAAGGACGUUAACCACACAGGGCCUGGUCUCUAUGCGGCACAAGGCUCACACACUCUUGUCAACAUUGUUAGUUGUCCAAAGUUAUUUUAGUGGUUUGCCUUUUGCUUUUCCUGGAGACAUAGCUCCACCCCCUUGCUACCCCAUCCACCCUCAGCUCCACCCCCCUGCCAAACCAGGGCCACGGAGAAGUCUGUUACAUUUCACUGUACCAUUAAAAGUUUCCUUAAAGAAAUAGAGGAUUAUGCAAGCGUAUGGUGGCCUGAAAGAAUAUGGAUCAAUUCUCGUGUUCUCUCCCCUUCUCUCUCUCUGUCUUUAAUCUCACACUCUAAUCACAUGUACCGUGACUUGCAGACAUUUUUCAUUGUCUCUACUGCUGCCUUGUCUUUGGAUAUUAAGAACAUUUCGUUGUGGUCUCCAGAGUUUUCAAGUGGCAUGUGAACAAUGCCGAUGUCACAUUUGUGAGAAUGAUGCUCUCUGACCUCAUAAUCAAAAAGCCAUAUGGAAGAGUAGGGAGGGAGAGAUAUCAGGAAAAAAGUGUGUUUUUCCUUUUUUUAAGUAAUAUAACCCAUAAAAAUAUCUGAGAAUCAAAGAUUUACUCACAGGCACAUAAACAGACCACACUCACUUAAGUUUGCAGUUCUGCUAUACCACUGUCUUGUGCAUUAUUUGUGUUUGUUUUUGGUGUUGUUUUUUACUUAGUUUGUUUUGUUUUUUUGUCCCUGCUUGGGGACAAAAAUUAACAAGAUAAUACGAUUGAGAGUGUGUAACUGUAUUACUGGCACAGCUUUACAUCCAAGCAGCUUUGCUUUAGUUCAUGUUUAUGUGUUUUGGUUUUUUGUAUGAUUGGUUGAUGGUUCUUCCUUCUAGCCCCCAACUAUUGGGUCAAAAUAUCUGUUCAUCUGGGUCCCUAUGGACCCAACCUCCAAUGUAAUGUUGCCCUGCAGCCUGCUCUCUGUACUCUGCCUCAGUCUGGACCGGUUUUCCAUGCAAUGCCCCACAAGGCUGACAAAACUGAAGCAAGUACUCUGAGAGAUUUGCCUGAUAUGUUGUAUUGUAUUUCUGCCAAAGACUGUUUGCACUGUAUUAUUGUAUGCCUCUCAACAGUAAUAAAAAGAACAGACAUUUUAUUUGA
Molecule: messenger RNA, 7206 nt
Organism: Electrophorus electricus (electric eel)
Lineage: Eukaryota; Metazoa; Chordata; Actinopteri; Gymnotiformes; Gymnotidae
Gene: pxdn
Product: peroxidasin
Biological process (GO): response to oxidative stress
Molecular function (GO): protein binding; peroxidase activity; heme binding
Source: RefSeq, a predicted model, not a curated record